CACUCUCAUACCACAUACCCCUCCUUGUUAUUUGGUCACAAUGGCACAACAAGGUACGCAUGAUGGCGUCACAGAAGAUGAAGCUGCACUCUACGAUCGUCAAAUUCGAUUGUGGGGAUUAGAAGCACAAGGAAAGAUUCGUACAUCACAUAUCUUGGUAAUCAAUUUGGAUGGGCUAACGACGGAAGCGAUCAAGAAUUGGGUCUUGGCUGGUAUCCAGAGAUUGACUUUGAUAGAUUUUCGUCCACACACACAAUGGAAUGAUCUGUCUGCAGGAUUCUUCUGGCGAGAAGAAGAUGUAGGUGAAUCGAUAGAUAGAUUAACACCUGCUGCUGCUCGCAUUCAGGCUCUCAAUCCUCUGGUCAAGAUUGAGGUAUUACCUUCUUCAUCUCUCAAAGACCUUUUGGAUCCUUCUUCUUCUUCAUUGGCAGAUUUGAAGCCAAGCGUCAUGGUCAUCGGUAUUCCUUCCGGACCGCAAAGUCUAUCAGCACAAUGGAACAAAGAUUCUUUAAUCACUUUGAACGAUCGAUCUCGUCAAUUAGGAAUACCAUUUUACAUUUCAGGCAGUCAAGGUUUCAAUGGAUUCAUCUUUAGCGAUUUAGGAGACUCGCAUCAAUACGUGAUCGAAAAGCCAGAAGUGAACGCUCCCCUUCCUGCUUCGACGGUCGAGGGUGCUGCUUUGGCUGUUCCAUCUUCCUCGAAACGUUUGGAGAAGGUCAAACAAGAGUUUGUGCCCCUACGAAAAGCCUUGGACAAGACAUGGAAAGGACUUCCUCGUGCUCAACUGAGACGUCAGAAGCCCAGUUUGGGAUACCUUGGUGUAUUGGCGUUGUGGGAAUUGAGCGGAGAUGGCAAGAUCCCUUCGACGGAAGAAUUGGCAAGCACUUGCAAAAGUCUCAUCGAAGAGCGUGGUCUUGAUUUAAAGACAUUGCUGGUAUCAGAAGAGGACUUUACUGCAUUUAUUGAUGCUCUGAGCAUCAGUCUGUCUCAACCAGGAGAAUUCUCGCCUACAUGCGCGAUGGUUGGUGGAGUCUUAUCUCAGGAUGUCCUCAACGCGAUUGGAGGAAGGGAAGCACCUUUGGUCAAUUGGUUCCAAUUAGAAGGCUUGACUGGUUCUGGCCAAAUUCAUGCACUGUCCACGCCACCCAGCAGUAUCAUACCGCCAACUGCAAUCUAG
Molecule: messenger RNA, 1177 nt
Organism: Meira miltonrushii
Lineage: Eukaryota; Fungi; Basidiomycota; Exobasidiomycetes; Exobasidiales; Brachybasidiaceae
Exons: 2
Coding region: 41-1177 (378 amino acids)
Biological process (GO): protein sumoylation
Cellular component (GO): SUMO activating enzyme complex; cytoplasm
Molecular function (GO): SUMO activating enzyme activity
Source: RefSeq, a predicted model, not a curated record